This is a messenger RNA of Lemur catta (Ring-tailed lemur), 1684 nucleotides long. RefSeq names its product POM121 transmembrane nucleoporin like 12 (gene POM121L12). Lineage: Eukaryota; Metazoa; Chordata; Mammalia; Primates; Lemuridae. The transcript has 3 exons. The record is from RefSeq and is a predicted model, not a curated record. The coding region runs from base 588 to 1373 and encodes 261 amino acids.
CAAUGGAAAAGGUUCCAGAUUCUAAGGUCCCUGCCAUCCUGCAGCCUCUAUAUCUGCACUUACAAAACCCAGAACCAAGCCUGACGCCCUUGUGGAAUUUGGGUCAUUUGACCCUUCCUGUCUGAUGCCCACCUGCCCGGAUUACUGGACCUACUCGGGCUCUCUGACUACCCCGCCCCUCUCCGAGUCCGUCACCUGGAUCAUUAAGAAGCAGCCAGUAGAGGUUGAUCAUGAUCAGGUCAGGUACAAAAGCAACCACUAGACCCCUCUACCCAGGGCCAGGUGCCUGGGACCAGCAGUGGGAAGGACAGAGACUUGAACUUCCCCGGUCCUUCAGAUAGCAAGGGCGGCCCCGCCCACUGCCUCCACCUGGUGAUGUCCCCGUGUCCACGUGGCAAGCGCCUGGCCGUUGCAGGGUCCGUUGGCCAGAGGGUCCCGAGGGCCCAACGUCUCGCGUGCUUUCCUGGCACUCUGACGCCAACGGUCACCGGCCUCUGUGCCCUUCAUCCGGGGCCUUCUCCCCAGACAUCGGAGACUUGAGCAAGCCAAACUUGCCUUUGAAGCCACCUGCCCACCGCACCACUGUCAUGGGCAACUGCCUGAGCCGAUACCUGGGCACGCCCGAGGCCUCACAGCCGGCCGAGGAGCGCUGGUCCCUGCAGCCCGGGCCAGCCAGCCGCGCCCAGGCCCGGGACCACUGCAGAGUCCAGUACGUGUAUCGGCAGCGCUGGGUCCGCACCCAGGCCCUGCCCAGCGUGCCGCCCGGCUGGAGCUACGCCCAAAUCCGCAGGGCCCUGGUCCCCGAGGCCUGGAGGCGCUUCCCCAACGGGCUCACACCCCAGAGCACUGUGGGGCCUGAUCUCUCCCACAGUCGGCUGGCUUACAUGAAGCGGUGGCUUUGGAGCGCCCGCAACCCGCGUCCGAUCCGCAGCCCGGUCACGGUCAAGAUCGCUGCCCCGCAGCGCCCAGGCAGCAUCUACCGGUCCCCGCCGGCCGAGGAGAGCCCAGACCCCUGCGCCACCGAGUCCGUGCCCAGGGCCCUCAGGCCAUGCCAGAAAGGCAAAAGGAAGUUCGACGGGCCGCUCUGGUUUGAGGUCCCGGACCCCAAGCUAAGGAAGAAGGGCCCGGAGCCCCGGCCAUCUGCCUUCAGUCCCAUGAGCGGAAACGGCGUGGUGCCCGUCUUCGUGCCCAGGCCUGGGCCGCUCAUCGCAGACCCGCGCCGCUCGGGAGCCGAGAGCCAGAGGAGGAUGGGCCUGCGCCCGCCCGGCGCCCUUCCCGCCGCCUGCCCGAUCUGCCAGGGGAGCAGCGCCGCCGCCGCCGCCGCACCACCGCAGCCUGGAGCCCGGCCGCCCCCCGCAGGGCCUGCAACCUGAGUUCCAGUGGCCCUGAGCACACCCAGCCGCCCGACGCCCCAGCCCGCGGCCCCAGCUUCCCCGCCAGCCCUCGCAUCCCCCGCCCGCUUCUCCUUGCCCUUGGAGUCCGCCCUCAAGUUUUCCAAGGUUUCGUUGCUCUCGCAACCCUGGCCUCUCCCCUGCCCACCCGCACCUGCCCUGCCCCCUGCCCACCUGCACCUGCCCUGUCCCCGGUGUGCUCAGUUUGCCUAGCUACAGUUCAGUAUCCAAUGAUUCAUUGGUAGUAACUGAGCAGUAAUGAUCAAUUGUUAUUAAUAAAAUGCAUUGGCUCU